This is a messenger RNA of Phanerochaete carnosa HHB-10118-sp, 1493 nucleotides long. RefSeq lists its product as uncharacterized. Gene Ontology annotation, cellular component: cytoplasm. The transcript has 5 exons. The coding region runs from base 276 to 1367 and encodes 363 amino acids. NCBI's taxonomy places the organism in Eukaryota, Fungi, Basidiomycota, Agaricomycetes, Polyporales, Phanerochaetaceae. The record is from RefSeq and is a predicted model, not a curated record. Gene Ontology annotation, molecular function: 2-oxoglutarate-dependent dioxygenase activity.
GCAACCCUGCCCCACGCUACGCAUUGCUAUAUACACCCUCAGACUCUCAGCCGCAUUCGGGUCUCGGAAUGUCGGAAUAUGAUACUGCAAUACUUGCGAAUUGCGGGGAGUCCCCUGCCGGAACGGCCGGUCAUGAGUAGCGUGCAGACAUCAUAGCUGACUAACGAUGGCGCAUUCGCUUGAACCUAUGGCGAAGCCCACACUGGACCCAUACUUAACACACCCUCUGCGCAAGCGACAGAAGCCUGCUCAACCGUUGCCGCACCUCGUCCAGGAUGUCUACCACUUCUACUGUGACCGCUCACGAGACCUCCGGGUCGAUCAAGGUCAAGGCCGAGGAGAAGCAGGAGCAGACCGAGUACAAGUACGCUCACCUGCUCCCCACCUUCCCGAAGGACGAGCACUACCCCCCGCUCGAGCCCUUCGAGCACGUCGACCCUGGCCAUCGCGCGCUGCAGCACCCCAACCCGCGGCAGUUCCUCGAGAAUGCCAAGGUCUCGCAGCUCACGCCCCCUGCCGGAGAGGAGAUCCGUGGUGUGAACUUGGCUACUCUCACAAACGAUGAGAGGGACGAGCUGGCCCUGGAGGUCGCGAAGCGCAAGGUCCUGGUUCUCAGAGAUCAGCAAGACUUCAUCGAGCGUGGACCUGACUUCUGGCUUGAGUGGGGCCGCCACUUCGGCCGCCUGCACAUCCACCCGACCUCAGGACACCCCGACGGCUACCCGCACCUGCACCUCGUGUACCGCGACAAGCACUCGACGUUCAACUACGAGCAUAGCGACCGGACGAUCGCGACGAGCUGGCACUCGGACGUGAGCUACGAGCGGCAGCCGCCGGGGCUGACGACGCUCUUCCUCGUCGCCGCGCCCGAGACGGGCGGGGACACGGUCUUCACGUCGCAGGUGACGACGCUGCGGCGGCUCUCGCCCGACUUUGUCGCCUUCCUCCGCACCCUCCGCGCGACGCACUCGGCGCACGAGCAGGCCGAGUUCUCGCGCGCCGGCAACCGCGGCGGCGUCGUCCGCCGCGAGCCCGUCGUCCACGAGCACCCCGUCAUCCGCAGGCACCCCGUCACCGGCGAAGAGGCGCUCUACGUCAACCGGCAGUUCACCCGGCGCAUCGUCGGCUUCAAGAAGGAGGAGUCGGACGCCAUCCUCAACUUCCUGUACGACCACAUCGACCGCAGCAUCGACAGCCAGGUGCGCACUCAUUGGGAGCCCUACACCGUCGUCCUCUGGGACAACCGUGUCACCGCACACUCUGCCAUCCUCGACUUCACCGAAGAGGGUGCCGUGCGCCACGGCAUUCGCAUCACACCCCAAGCGGAGAGGCCCAUUCCCGCCAACCCCGACCUCAAGCUCAACUAAGCUCAGGUACAUACCAGGACAUGCUGAAAAACGGACCGGUUCGCGUACAUUGCUAAAAGGAAACCGGUGUAAAAAUGGAUGUACUUUAUCUCUGUGGCCUGUGUAUGAUCAUUCAGAUGAUAAUGU